This is a messenger RNA of Drosophila takahashii, 1666 nucleotides long. RefSeq names its product progestin and adipoQ receptor family member 3. NCBI's taxonomy places the organism in Eukaryota, Metazoa, Arthropoda, Insecta, Diptera, Drosophilidae. Gene Ontology annotation, molecular function: signaling receptor activity. Gene Ontology annotation, cellular component: membrane. The record is from RefSeq and is a predicted model, not a curated record.
GCUGUCUUUGUUGUCUUCAACAUGGCAACACGCUCCCCACUUGGCACCAUUCAAGUUGUCUUUUGUUUAGAAGCUCGACUCGAUUUUCGCACUCUUCUGCGAAAUGGGGAGGGGGUGGAUAACAUGCCGGUCUCCAACUGGCGAUCACAGUUUAAAUAUUUACCCGGACACACGAUCUCUAACCGAGCUGAAUUUCUGUAAAUUUCAUCAGGCUUCCAAGUCGCCAUGAGUCCCCGUCCCCGAGAGGUCCUUGAGGAAACAGAACUAUCGGUGGAAUCGUCCACCUGCUACUUACGAAAAUCUGGAAAGGAUUCUGCGGACAACUGUUGGAUCGAUGGUCAACUGGUUACGGACUCUUCGGACGCAUCGCAUCAAUUUCCGUCCGACGAGGAGCCCAAUAUUCUGGGGCAUGGACCCAACUAUGACGAGAAGUUGUCCAAAUUCAAAUGGCUCUGCAAUUUCGAUGAUGCCCCCAGUCACUUGAAGUUCAACCCUUAUAUCCGCCGAGGUUACCGCACAUUCCUAUCCAACAAGCUGUGCUUGCAGAGCAUUUUUUGGUGGACCAAUGAGACGAUCAAUAUCUGGAGCCAUUUGGCCGGGUGUAUCCUGUUCAUUGGCUUGACGAUCUUCGACCUUCAAUUCCUGCGCCUCCACGCCUCCUUGAGCGACCAGAUCCUGGUGGUCUGUCUGCUGGUUUGCUUCUGCCUCUGCAUGCUGAUGUCCGCCAUAUACCACAUAUUCUCCUGCAAAUCGGAGGAGCAUUAUGAGUUAUUCCUAUCCGUGGACUUCCUGGGCAUCUCGCUGUCGCUGGUGGCCAUCUAUAUCAGUGGAAUGUACUACGCCUUCUGGUGCCACACCUUCCUGCGCACCCUGUACUCCACGAUUGCCCUGGGCAUGUUCGCCCUGGCCAUUGCCGUGCAGAUUCCCCGGCUGAAUGUGUCCAUGAACGCCAAGGUGUCGGUGCUGCUGCUGUGGUCCGCCUACGGGAUUAUUCCGCUGGGCCACUGGGCGGUGGCCAUGGGCGGCCUGGAGAACGAGCUAGUCAGGCUGAUGGUGCCCCGUAUCGUGGUAAUGUACUUGCUCUGCCUCGUCGCCUUCGUUUUCUACGCGGCCAAAAUCCCGGAGCGCUGGUUCACCGGCAAGGUGGACUUUGUGGGACACUCGCACAACUGGUGGCACCUGAUCAUUGUGGCGGCCUUCUACCACUGGCACAACACCGGACUGGUCUAUGCCGAAUAUCGCCUGAAUAACGGCUGCAGUGCCCCCGUUCUCGCCUGAGAUUUGAGAUCGUAAAUCCAAGAUCCGAGGAGCGGAAAUGGCAGCGAAAACGGAAAUGGGACUCUAGUAGACUCUAGCCUAGUGUAAAUAGUUUAUGGGGCGCGCUUUAUCCGCUAAUAACUAAUAUUUAGUUGUAGUUGUUGACCGAUAUGAUUAAUUUAUGUGUAACUUACCGAUUAGUUAGGGUUUCGUGUUAUGUUAGUCAAUCCAAAGAGUUGGCUUCGCACGAGCGGAAUGAUGGUUUCUCUCUUUACUUCCUAAUUCAUUUCAUUUUAAAAUACAAUGUCUUUGAAAUUGCAUGUGUCUUGAGCUGAAGCUGUGUUAGUCUUGUUGACUCGAUUUUUACAAAUACUUUAAAUGCAAAUAUAAUAUGAAAAGUACAAAACAA